CACAGAUUGCAUAAAAAGCUGGAGGUUGCUGGGGACAGGGGAAGGGGGUGCGACCAGGCCCAGAUCUGGAGUUUCAGCUUGAACACUGAGCCAACCAGACAUGCAGCACAAGCCUGGGUUGGCCAUCCGGCCUCCAGCCCCAGCCUCCCUCCUGCCUUCCAUCGCCUUGGGGAACAGUCUCAAGCCCCGACUCUGCCUGGUACCCGUGGUUCUGGGCCUCUUGUUUGGAGGUGUAGGCGCGACGCCAUUGCCUGUGGCUGGGCCCCAAGGCCUCUGCUCUCUGGAGGGUGUAGAGAUCAAAGGUGGCUCCUUCCGGCUUUUCAAGGAGGGCCAGGCACUGGAGUACGUGUGUCCCUCUGGCUUCUACCCAUACCCUGUGCAAGCUCGCACCUGCAGAGCCACAGGGUCCUGGAGCUCCCUGCAGACCCAAGACCAAAAGAUGGUCAAGAAGGCAGAAUGCAGAGCAAUUCGCUGCCCAAGACCACAGGAUUUUGAGAAUGGGGAGUACUGGCCCCGGGCUCCCUACUACAAUCUGAGUGAUGAGAUCACUUUCCACUGUUAUGAUGGUUAUACUCUCCGGGGCUCUGCCAAUCGUACCUGUCAAGAGAAUGGUCGCUGGGAUGGGCAAACGGCCGUUUGUGAUGAUGGAGCGGGGUACUGCCCCAACCCAGGCAUCCCCAUUGGCACAAGGAAGGUGGGCAACCAGUACCGCCUUGAAGACCGUGUCACCUACUACUGUAGCCGAGGCCUCACCCUGCGUGGCUCCCAGCAGCGAACAUGCCAAGAAGGUGGCUCUUGGAGUGGAACGGAGCCUUCCUGCCAAGACUCCUUUAUGUACGACACUCCCGGAGAGGUGGCAGAAGCCUUCCUGUCUUCCCUGACAGAGACCAUAGAAGGAGUUGAUGCUGAGGAUGGGCACAGCCCAGGGGAACAACAGAAGAGGAAGAUUGUCCUGGACCCCUCGGGCUCCAUGAACAUCUACAUGGUGCUGGAUGGAUCAGACAGCAUUGGGGCCCGCAACUUCACGGGGGCCAAGAAUUGUCUCAGAGACUUCAUUGAGAAGGUGGCAAGUUAUGGGGUGAAGCCAAAAUAUGGUCUAGUGACAUAUGCCACAGUCCCCAAUGUUUUGAUCAGAGUAUCUGAACAAAAGAGCAGCGAUGCAGACUGGGUCACAGAGAAACUCAACCAAAUUAGCUAUGAAGAUCACAAGUUGAAGACAGGGACCAAUACCAAGAAGGCCCUCCAGGCAGUGUACAGCAUGAUGAGCUGGGCAGGGGACAGCCCCCCUGAAGGCUGGAAUCGUACCCGCCAUGUCAUCAUCCUCAUGACUGAUGGCUUGCACAACAUGGGCGGGGACCCAGUCUCUGUAAUUCAUGAGAUCCGGGACUUGCUGGACAUCGGGAGGGAUCGCAAAAAUCCAAGGGAGGAUUAUCUGGACGUCUAUGUGUUUGGGGUCGGGCCUCUGGUGAACCAAGAAAACAUCAAUGCUUUGGCUUCCAAGAAGGAUAAAGAACAACAUGUGUUCAAAGUCAAGGACAUGGAAAACCUGGAGGAUGUUUUCAUCCAAAUGCUUGAUGAAACCCGGACCUUGGGUCUCUGUGGCAUGGUUUGGGAGCAUAAGAAAGGUACUGAUUACCACAAGCAACCAUGGCAAGCCAAGAUCUCAGUCACUCGCCCUUCGAAGGGACAUGAAAACUGUAUGGGGGCUGUGGUAUCUGAGUACUUCGUGCUGACAGCAGCACACUGUUUCACAGUGGAGGACCAGAAACACUCGAUCAAGGUCAGCGUGGGGGGGAAGAAGCAGGAUUUGGAGAUAGAGGAAGUUCUGUUUCACCCCAAGUACAACAUCAAUGAGAAAAAAGCAGAAGGAAUCUCUGAAUUUUAUGACUAUGAUGUGGCCCUGAUCAAGCUCAGUAAGAAGUUGAAAUAUGAUCAGACUAUCAGGCCCAUCUGUCUGCCCUGCACUGAGGGAACAAAUCAAGCCUUGAGGCUUCCACGGACAACCACUUGCCAGCAACAGAUGGAAGAGCUGCUUCCGGCAAAGGAUAUCAAAGCUCUCUUUGUGUCAGAAGAGCCCAAAGAUAAUAAGAAGGUGCUGGUUCGGAAGGAGGUCUACAUCAAGAAUGGGGAAAAGAAAGCUGGCUGUGAAAGAGAUGCUCAACACGCCCCAGGCUAUGGAAAAGUCAAGGACAUCUCUGACGUGGUCACCCCUAGGUUCCUUUGCACUGGAGGGGUGAAUCCCUAUGCUGACCCCAACACUUGCAAAGGUGAUUCUGGUGGCCCCCUGAUUAUUCACAAAAGGAGUCGCUUCAUUCAAGUUGGUGUGAUCAGCUGGGGUGUAGUGGAUGUCUGCAAGGACCAGAGGCGGUUACAGCAGGUGCCUGCUUACGCCCGAGACUUUCAUAUCAAUCUUUUCCAAGUGCUGCCUUGGCUCAAGGAGAAACUGCAAGAAGAGGACCUGGGUUUUCUAUAAUGGGUUUCCUGCUGGAAAGGGGCAUGAGAUCAAAUUAAAACAGCUGCGACAAUG
This is a messenger RNA of Manis pentadactyla (Chinese pangolin), 2527 nucleotides long. RefSeq names its product complement factor B (gene CFB). Gene Ontology annotation, molecular function: serine-type endopeptidase activity. Gene Ontology annotation, cellular component: extracellular region. Gene Ontology annotation, biological process: proteolysis; complement activation. NCBI's taxonomy places the organism in Eukaryota, Metazoa, Chordata, Mammalia, Pholidota, Manidae. The record is from RefSeq and is a predicted model, not a curated record. Bases 101 to 2473 code for a protein of 790 amino acids. The transcript has 18 exons.